This is a messenger RNA of Trichoderma aggressivum f. europaeum, 1017 nucleotides long. RefSeq lists its product as uncharacterized. The record is from RefSeq and is a predicted model, not a curated record. The transcript has 4 exons. The coding region runs from base 1 to 1017 and encodes 338 amino acids. NCBI's taxonomy places the organism in Eukaryota, Fungi, Ascomycota, Sordariomycetes, Hypocreales, Hypocreaceae. Gene Ontology annotation, molecular function: acyltransferase activity, transferring groups other than amino-acyl groups.
AUGGCCAGUCACGCGGUUUCAUUCACUUCAGUGCCGGCAAAGCUGGUAGAACUAUUGACUCCCGAUCUGCCCUAUUCUCUGCCGUUGCUGAGGCGGUUGCAGUCUACAAAGUUCAACCAUGGAACCUCUCCUCAUGCGCGCAUCGUCUUUGUCUCCGAUAUCGAAUUGUCUUCGGAAGAGCAUGAUCAGUACAAGUCCAAGGCAUAUACCGCGGCCUAUUUGGACUUUUCUAAGCCGGAAACCCAGAUGUACAUCUACUCAACCCUAGAACACCCGCGCAAUAGAGACGACGCCAGUAACAGACGCUUAUAUGAACCGCAAUUGGUGGAAUUGGUGAAAGAAGUCAUCCGGCUGCGCAAUGAAUACAAGCAAGAAUUGCUCUUCACCAACCCGGAGCGCAUCCUGAUAGGGUCCCUGCACGCGGACAUUCGUUCCAUCCUGGAGAAGCUCGAGGGCCGCGUCGAGUCCCGGCCAUCAGGCCUGUUUGAUAAAUGGCUCAUGAGGAGGGAAGAGCUUCCUCUCUUGGAUGAAAAUCUCCCUCCUGGCAUGUACUGGGAUAGUGCCAACCUGGAUGACUGCCAGCUGGUUGUAUCUCGGACUGAUAUCCCCCGUACCGCCGCCGUGCUAUUGGCUGCUUGGACCGCGUUCAUCUCGGGAACUAAUCGGCAUCACCGCAGUCAGACGCUUGUUAACCUGCCGAAUCUGAUGAUUAAACGACAAGAUAAGACGCCAAUCGCGUGGGCGCUGCUGGGAACUGACGGAUCCCUAAUCAGCGUGCAUGUGGAAGAGCCGUAUAGACGACAAGGCCUGGCGAAGAAGCUAGCCGUGAAGCUGUUGCGAGAAAAAGCUACACGCUUCGGAGACGAUGGCUGGCUCUGCGCCGAUGUCAGUCCGUCAAACGUGAGCUCCCGGGCCAUGUGUAAAUCUCUCAAUGGAAAGCCGGACUGGGUGACUUCUUGGAUCUGCCUAAUCCUGUCCGAGACCGGGGAGUCCGCAAAGCCCCAGCAGGCCAAUUGA